Molecule: messenger RNA, 2760 nt
Organism: Aplosporella prunicola CBS 121167
Lineage: Eukaryota; Fungi; Ascomycota; Dothideomycetes; Botryosphaeriales; Aplosporellaceae
Exons: 4
Coding region: 1-2760 (919 amino acids)
Biological process (GO): chromatin remodeling; regulation of DNA-templated transcription
Cellular component (GO): nucleus; chromatin
Source: RefSeq, a predicted model, not a curated record
AUGGCUUCACCUGCCCCGGACAAGCCGUCCCUAGAGCCCAAGGCGCAACCCGUUCCAUCUGCAGACACGAUGGCUUUGGAUACAAACAUCAACGGUGCUUCAAAUGACCUUGACACUCUUUUUGAUGACGCCGCUGCGCCGCCCUUCUCCGUUGACUUCCCCGCCGACGCGCACCCCCAAGACGCGACCGCGACCAACGGCGACAACGCUGCUCUUGACGCGACCGCUGCCAACGGUGACCUGUCUGCGCCCGACGCCUUUGCCGCCCCCGUGACCGACAUCGAGAGCGGCAUUGCGCCCGUCGCGCCGUUUCUCGAAAACGCGCCACAAGACACGCAACCGAACCCCGACCCGCCCGCCAACCUUGCGCCCACGGCCCUUCCUCCAUCCGUAGAACCUGCGACUUCGGAUCUCCGCGACGAACCUGAGCCGACAAAGGCAGCUUCAGAGAUGGAUUCUGCUUUGUCGCCCACUCAGCCGGAUAACGCGUUGGAAACCGCGCAGGACACAGUGCCGGAGAUGGCGCCGGAGAUGGCGCCGGAGAUGGCGCCGGAGAUGGCGCCGCAAGACGCGUCGCAAGAUGCGCUAGCUCAACCCGCCGAAACCAACACCUCCGAGGGCAAGGUUGAUGACAAGACAGACACUCCUGCGGCCACGGAAUUUCAAGACCUGGUAGCGGAAGCGUCUGCGGCCGCCGACGUAUCAAAGUCAGACGAACCUACUGAGGCGGUCCCACCCGUACCUGCUGCAGACACAGCGCUGGAGCCACCCCCCACUGCUGGCCAAGAUGCGACUGACAUCGCGACUGCGACCGCGCCCGUUACUGGUGACCAAGAGAUGCGGGAUGCGCCAUCUCAGAACAAGGUGCGCGCGCGAGAGGAAGAUGAGGAUGAGAUUCCAUUGGCAAAGCGUGCGAAGACGGGUUCGGCGGAGCCUGGAUCUGUUUCAACAGCCAAGCCUGAAGCACCCACGUCCGGCAUGGCCAACGGUGUCACAUCUGGGCCUGCGCCUGCGCCUUCGACAGAUGUUUCAACUCAAGCUUUCGCGCCCUCGCCCAACGCGCCUCCAAAGAGGAAGUACGAUUCGGAGCCAUUGACCCAAGCGCAGUCCAAGUUCCUACUCGAACGUCUCCGUGGUGCGAAGAAGACAAAGUCUGCGACUCCAUUUUUGGCUCCCGUCGAUCCAGUUUUGCUCAACAUUCCUCUUUACCCUCAAAUUAUCAAGAAGCCAAUGGAUUUGAGCACAAUGGAAACAAAGUUGAAGCAUCACGAGUAUCAGUCUGUGGACCACUUCAUGAGCGAUUUCUAUCUCAUGAUCGAUAACUGUAUCUUGUUCAACGGCCCAGCCCAUCCGAUUGCGCCUGCCGCAUGGAACUUGCAAGUGUGGUUUGAGCGCGGGAUGCAUACGAUGCCGAGACGCGAUGCUUCAUCUGAACACGUCAAAAAGGCGAAGAAGCCAACAGUCUCAACCGGCAACAAGCAACAACGGCGGGAGUCCAAGGUCAACAUGCCGCCUGCACACUCUCCCACGAACGCUUCUGGGUCCACGUUUGCCCUUCAAGCCGAUGGCACUCCGCUUAUUCGUCGCGAUUCAUACGCGGGCGACGGGCGCCCGAAGCGGGAGAUCCACCGUCCGCCACCAAAGGACCUGCCGUACUCGAACCCCAGGCCGAAGAACAAGAGGUCCCAACUCGAGUUGAAGUUUGCGAGCGGAGUGGUGGCCGAGAUGAACAAGAGCAAGUACAUGGGUUUCUCGUAUCCCUUCUUGAAUCCUGUGGAUCCCGUCGCUCUCAACAUUCCGACGUAUCUUAAGAUCAUCAAGAAGCCCAUGGACCUGGGCACCAUCUCAAGCCGGCUCCGGGAUGGUCAAUACAGCAGUGCCAAGGAGGUCAAGGCGGAUAUCGAACUCAUGUUUGCAAACUGCUACAAAUUCAACCCCGAGCAGGACGAUGUUCACAAGAUGGGCAAGAUGUUGGAGGAGGUUUACAAGAAGUCCUGGGCAGGCAAGCAAGCCUGGAUGGAGGAACAUGCCCCUCCAUCAGAACCAGGAUCUCCCAUGUCCUCUGACGGGGAAGAGGACGAGGUUAGUAAUGAUGAUGAUGAAGAAGAAGCUAUCCGGGAGCGUCAAGCACAGAUUGCCCAGCAGAUUAUGCAAUUAACCCAGGAGCAGUUAGCUUUGCAGUCUAAGAAGAAGGCGUCUCCCAAAUUCGCCGGUAAAAAGUCGAAGAUGGCGAAGACGGCAAGCAAGCCCAAGAAGCAGACAAAGCCUGCCGCCCCAAUCAAGCAAAAGAAGAAGUUGCGUCCGAUUUCUUUCGAUGAGAAGCGUCUCAUUUCAGAGACGAUUGGCAACCUGGACGAAGCCCAGAUGGCCAAGGCUGUCCAGCUCAUCCGUAACGGAGUUCCUGAGCUUCAGGGCCUGAACGACGAUGAACUUGAGCUGGACAUUGACACUAUCCCCAACGAAGUCUUGCACGACCUGCUCAAGUACAUCAAGACGAUUGCGCCAGCCAACCCGGCGGUAGCGACUUACGAUGAUGAUUACGAACCGCCCUCGCGCGCGAAGAACGUCGCGACUCAGCCAAGGAAGAAUAAGCCCAUGGGUAAGUUCGAGCAGGAGGCCGCCAUUGCGGACAUCAGGAAGCAGCUUCAGGGCUUCACCAACAAAGGCUCUUCCUCCGACCAUUCCCCCGAGCCCGUUGCCCAACACAAGGAAGAAUCGAGCGAAGAUGAAUCGAGCGCUUCUGAAAGCGAAGAAGAGUAG